Messenger RNA from Aspergillus fischeri NRRL 181, 621 nucleotides. RefSeq names its product Rab family GTPase srgA (gene srgA). Gene Ontology annotation, molecular function: GTPase activity; GTP binding. Gene Ontology annotation, biological process: regulation of exocytosis; protein localization to plasma membrane; protein secretion. The record is from RefSeq and is a predicted model, not a curated record. Bases 1 to 621 code for a protein of 206 amino acids. The transcript has 3 exons. Gene Ontology annotation, cellular component: endosome; plasma membrane. Lineage: Eukaryota; Fungi; Ascomycota; Eurotiomycetes; Eurotiales; Aspergillaceae.
AUGGCUGGCACAAGAAAUUAUGACUUUCUGAUCAAGCUGUUGUUGAUCGGGGACUCCGGCGUGGGGAAGUCAUGCUGUCUUCUGCGAUUCAGUGAGGAUUCGUUCACCCCCUCAUUCAUCACUACGAUUGGAAUCGAUUUUAAGAUUCGCACAAUUGAACUGGACGGUAAACGCGUGAAGCUUCAAAUAUGGGAUACCGCAGGCCAGGAGCGAUUUCGAACUAUCACAACAGCGUAUUACAGAGGCGCCAUGGGAAUACUUCUUGUAUAUGAUGUCACGGAUGAACGCUCCUUCCAAAAUAUACGUACGUGGUUUUCAAAUGUUGAGCAACAUGCAAGUGAAGGGGUACACAAAAUCCUCAUUGGUAACAAGUGCGACUGGGAGGAAAAGCGAGCCGUCUCCACAGAACAAGGCCAACAACUCGCUGAUGAGCUAGGCAUCCCAUUUCUUGAGGUGUCAGCCAAGAACAACAUCAACAUCGAGAAAGCAUUCUACAGCCUCGCCUCUGCCAUCAAAAAGGGCAUGGAUACAUCAAAGUCCGAACAAGUGGGGUCACAGGGGGUCAAUAUAGACCAUCACGGAUCGGGGACGUCUGGGAGUACUGGCGGUAAAUGUUGUUAG